Molecule: messenger RNA, 15275 nt
Organism: Syngnathus typhle (broad-nosed pipefish)
Lineage: Eukaryota; Metazoa; Chordata; Actinopteri; Syngnathiformes; Syngnathidae
Gene: chst6
Product: carbohydrate sulfotransferase 6
Exons: 7
Coding region: 331-1506 (391 amino acids)
Biological process (GO): carbohydrate metabolic process; sulfur compound metabolic process; N-acetylglucosamine metabolic process
Cellular component (GO): Golgi membrane
Molecular function (GO): N-acetylglucosamine 6-O-sulfotransferase activity; 2-oxoglutarate-dependent dioxygenase activity; methyltransferase activity
Source: RefSeq, a predicted model, not a curated record
GAACUGAAAAAAGAACGAAUCACUUUAGGAAGCGAUUCGUUCACUUUCGUUCACUGAAAAGAAUAAUCUCUUUUAAACGAAUCGUUCACUCACGAGCCAACACUAUUGCACUCAGCCGGAGUAUACGAGGUCGGUGAGCAGUUGCGAGAGGAAAAAGCAGAGGAGCAGGGAGCAGUGUGGAGAAACGAAUCGCGAGGUCUCGGAGAGGAAAGUGCAUCGGCUCUGUCUCGAACCUGUGCAUUACCCUACAACCCUCGAGCUCAGGCAGUGUACAACUGCACAAGGGAAAAGCAUCAACAACAAGCUCAAGAUACCAAUCCACAAUUAAUCAUGGUCCGUUCCAGAGUGAACCUCAGCACUAUGGUUUUCCUGUUGAUCCUGCAUGGAGCAGCUGUGGUCCUCUUCUUCAAUUGGUACAUCAGGCUAAACCCUUGCGAUGGCAUCCCUUCCAAUAGGAAAAUCCAUGUUGUGCUACUGUCAUCAUGGCGAUCAGGAUCAUCCUUUGUUGGUCAGGUGUUCAGUCAACAUCCGUCUGUGUUCUACCUCAUGGAGCCUGCCUGGCAUGUUUGGACCAAACUUCGGAACUCUGGUGCACAGACACUACGAAUGGCUAAUCCGCGCCCGCACUCCAGAUCCACGAGGAGGAGGUGUGUUAGACAAAACGUCAGGAAGGCACCAGGCCCAGACGGUGUGUCCCCUCCCUCCUUAAAAGUCUGUGCUGAACAACUGGCACCCACCUUUGCACGGAUCUUCAACCGUUCCCUGGAGCUGUGUGAGGUGCCCUCGUGCUUCAAGAGCUCCACCAUUGUACCGGUGGCCAAGAAGCCCGCCAUCACAGAAGCUCAUCCAGCUCGCGGUGUCUGCCUCCACCUGUCAGUGGAUCACCAGCUUCCUGACCAACAAGAGACAGCGUGCGACUCUUCUGUGAAGACCCUGAAGUAUGCAGACGACACCACUCUCAUCGGACGGAUCCGUGACGGUGACGAGACUGCGUAUAGACAUCAGGUGGAGCGGCUGGUCCACUGGUGCAGCCAAAACCACCUGGAGCUGAACCCGCUCAAGACCGAGGAGAUGACAGUGGACUUCAGGCGAGACCCUUCACCACUUUCACCCCUCACUAUCCGCAGUAAUACUAUUCUCUCCACAGACACCUUCAAGUUCCUGGGAUCCACAAUCUCUCGGGACCUGAAAUGGACUAGCCAUAUAGACUCUGUCCGGAAGAAGGCCCAGCAGAGGCUGUACUUUCUGAGACAGCUCAGGAACUUCAAACUGCCAUGGGAGCUGCUGAAGACCUUCUAUACUGCCAUCAUCCAGUCUAUCCUCUGCACCUCCAUCACUGUCUGUUUUGGAUCGGCCUCCAAACAAGACAAGCACAGACUGCAACAGACAAUCAGGACUGCAGAAAAGAUAAUUGGAAUCAACCUCCCAUCUAUCCAGGACUUGUACCUGUCCAGGACCAGGAAACGCGCAAGUAACAUCUCUACAGACCCUUCUCUCCCAGGUUGAAGUCUGUUCGAACUACUCCCCUCCGGACGGCGUUACAGAGCUCUGUACGCCAAAACCAGCAGACACAGAGACAGCUUCUUCCCCCAGGCUGUCGCUCUGAUGAACUCACACCACUCUUAGAGUCUCAGAGUCAUUGCUGUGCAAUAACAUCCUGCUCUCGACGCUUUAUUUUGAAUUGUCUAUAUUAUAUCUACUAUGUGUCCACUCUGCAUCCACUGCAGCCUGGUCAUCCUAGAAGAGGGAUCCUCCCAUCUGUGGUCUCUUCUCAAGGUUUCUCAUUUCCCCUAGUAGGAGUAAAGAGUUUUUCCUUGCCCUCCCGGGAGUUUAAGAUCAAGGGAUAUUUGUGAAUAUUUGUCAAUUUUUGCACAGCUCAGUUGUCAAACGCGCACUUUUUAUCAAAGUGCCUCCGGCUCCCCAGUAACGGAUUCAAUAAGCCGGGGCGAAGGGACUCGUCCGUAGCUGACCACCCGAGUUAAAUUAAUUUUACCAGAAUCAAUCUAAUUUCUAUACGACGCCAACCCCUUUCAAGUCAUCCGACGCGCAAGCAGAGUAACUCAAUUAGAGGCGAUUCGUCGAUAUGACCGCGCCGUAAUGAUGGCUCCCUUCGGUUGUUUGAUGCUGGUAUUACGUUACGGAUAUUUUUUAGGUGCCUUUGUUAAGACCUCUAGAGCGCCCUCGCUCUAGCUGAGCUCAAGAUAACUACUUCGAACCAGAUCUAACAAUUCCUGAUGUUAAGGAUUAAAGCUGUCUUCACUUUAAAAAGAAUUGAAUGGAUUUAAAGAAUGACUAUGAUAGGGAAAUAAAGACAUUUUAAAGUUGCAAUUACCGCAUAUAAAACCAUGCUCAACAUAGUUAAUACGAAAUAAUCGAUACCGAAUUCAGGCUCAAGAAGAGAUUUAAUGAAUAAGCAAGAAAAAUAAUUGCAAGUCGAAAAACAAAAUAACAAGACUCACCCACACAGAACAAGAGAGGGGACUAAAGGUCUAAAAUCCUAUUUGGUUGAACAAGUCGAGUGAUUGGCUCUCCUUUGUUCCAAAAUCCGAAUUCUGUUUAAAAAAGAGGAAAGGUCUGGCCGUGAGGAGCGUAGCCAAAAAAGUAAAAGUGGCGACUUCCCCUUUCUGCCCGGUGGCGGCUUGCUCCUCUGCCUUCCUCGAAGCUUAAGAUUUGACAAAGUCCAAUUCGAAGACUCUGGAAAUUCAUCUUAGUAGAUUUUGGUUCAAUCUCAAAAAGAAUGCAAAAUCCAUCUUCGUUCUUUUACUCCGGGCAGCGUCACGGCCAUCGCCCUGACUAGGAAGAAGUGCGCCCGCUCUGUGUCCGGGCAACCUAUUUAUAGGCUUCUGGCAUUACCUCAUCGGAAUUAUCUCACCGGCACGUGAGGUGGCCUUCCUGGAAGUUUCUGGACGUUUCGAGAAUGUUCCUUAGCUGAUGCCUGUCCAGGCCAGCUAGAAACCACUGGUUGUCCUGGCAACCUUGCUUCAAGCAGCAAUCACCGGAAACAGAUGUUUCCUGUUUUGCUCGUUCUUUACUUUUAGUAUUAGCCCUUAAGUCUCCUCUCAACUUAAUGCAUUCAGGUAUGGAUGGAACACAUGGAUGUUAAAUACAGGUUGGACAAAACAUUGCAACAUGAAUCACAUAUAUCUUGUCUAAUAAAGAUCAAUCUCAACACAUAAUAGUACUUAACACAAUAAUGGGUUCCUCCAACUUAAACACAUAUAUUGAUAUUGCUCAAGGUGUUGCAUCUUAAAAUUAUGGCAUAGCAAAUUCAUAUUCCAAAAUUGUGCGUUGCUACGUGUUAGAACAGGUCGUGUCCUCCCAAUUGCUAACUAUUUAAUUUAUUAGAUUUGUUAAUUUCCAUCAAGUCAAGCUUUAACACCAUCUCCUGGUGAAAUUUUGAACUACUACAUGUUUUGGGAUAGCCAAUGUGCCUGGGCCAAAUUCACUACCUAAUUUUACACCAUCUCGUACCACCAUGUCACUUGAAAUGGUAGAGUCACUAGUGGUAGAGUGUCUGCCCUGAGACUGUAAGGUAGUGGGUUCAAACCCCGGCCGGGUCAUACCAAAGAUUAUAAAAAUGGGACCCAUUGCCUCCCUGCUUGGCACUCAGCAUCAAGGGUUGGAUUUGGGGGGUUAGAUCACCAAAUGAUUCCCGAGCGCGGCUCACUGCUCCCCUCUCCCCCAGGGGAUGGAUCAAAAUCACAUGGGCAUGGGUUAAAUGCAGAGGACAAAUUUCAGUGUGACGAUCAUUGGAACUUUAACUUUAACAUGUCCUGAGUGUUGUUAGUCACCUAAAUGUUGAACAGAGGCUGAGAUGUACCGAAAUGAAAUUCCUUGUUUGGCAUGCUCAAACAUGGCCAAUAAAAAUUCUUGAAUCUUGAAAUUCCUCUGGGAACUCCAUCGUUCUGCUGGAGGACUGCAAUGCUCACGUGGGCAAGGGCAUGAUUGGUAGGAACACCCCUAUUUCCCUGAUCUGAACCCGAGGGGUGUUCUGUUACUGGACUUUUGCGCUUGUCACAGAUUAUCCAUAACGAGCACCAUGUUCUAGCAAAAGGGUGCCCUUAUGUGCACUUAGCACCAGGACAUUCUAGGCCACAGAUGAUCGGCUUUGUAGUAUCGUUGGAUUUGACGUUGCAUGUUUUGGACACUCGGGUGAAGAGAGGGGCUAUCAACUGAUCAGUACCUAACCUGGUGAUGUGGUGACUUUGAUGGUAAGGGGAGAUGCUGGUCUGACCUGGCAGACCCAGACGUCCGCUGUGAUAUGGAGUCUGUCCCAGUCUGUUGUGGUGAAGGAGCUAAGCCGAUAGGUGAAGCACUCGAUUUACCCUCCGAUCUACAUCCCAGCCCUCACCUAUGGUCAUGAGCUGUGGAUUGUGACUGAAAGAACGAGAUCCUGGAUACAAGCGGCCAAAAUGAGUUUCCGCCACAGGGUGUUCGGGCUCUCACUUAGAGAUGAGAAGCUUGGUCAAAAUCAUUUAAAUUACCAUUUUUUUCCAUGUAUAAUGCGCAAAAUUUAACAAAUUUAUUGUCCUAAAAUCUGGGGUGCGCAUUAUACAUGGGUACAAAAAAAGACUUUUCUUUUUUUUUUUUAAUCCGGAUAUGAUACGGAGGCCGCCAUUACAGAUGCGCUUUCUUCUCUGCUGUUCACUUCAAACACGCUCCAUACGAACACAGUGCUCUCGUAUCAGACGCUUGCUCGAUCACCUGCUCGUUUGCUGUCACAAUGUACCCUACACAAAUCCGAAACAUUUCUUCGCUAUCGAGUUUGCUAGCGCAUGCGCAGUGAUACUGACCGGCAGAAUAACAUCCGAUUGUUCCCAAAGAUGAAUUUCUGAAAUAAUUUUAUGUUUACGGACUUAAGUUGGAGUCAAAAUUUGGGUGCGUAUUAUACAUGGGUACAGGCUUUUUUCCAGCAUCGACAUGCCAUUUUUAGGGUGCAUAUUAUACAUGGGGGCGCAUUAUACAUGGAAAAAAACGGUAUACCGUAAAUUCCGGACUAUAAGCCGCGACUUUUUUCCCAAAUUUUGAACCCUGCGGCUUAUAGUCAGGUGCGGCUUAUAUAAGUAUGCCAGCCUCAGUCACAAAGGGAAGACUAGAGUUCUUUUUACAGAUGAUUUUAAUGAUCUUGUCCAAAAAUAUUACCAUAGAACUAACAGAAAUAGAAACAACAAAACCAUUAGUUCGUACAUACAUAUUACACAAAUAAACACAUUACACACGAAUAAAGAGUAACGAACACACCACUUUGCCUGCUUGUGGCUAGGGCUGGGGUUAAUCUUCUUGAAAGAUGAGUCUUUAUAUGAAUUUAAACACCAGCGUCGGAGUCCGCCAUACACUUAUGCUGAUCGCUACAGGACAGGAACCGGAAGUUCGAGCCAAAACUCACGUGACGUAAAACCCCAAAUUUUAGACUAAUUCUCUACAAAAAAUAGAAUAUAUUUACUAAUAUGGAGAUAAUAGUGCCAUAAACAAUGUACACAACUUAAACAAUGUACAAACAAAAUAAAUCAAAAAUAAUUAGUGUAAACCUACAUCGAUCGCAAGAGCGCCAUCCACUGGAAUCAGCGAACGCUUCAUGCACAAACUUACAUCAUUUACAAUAAGGAUUUUUCCGUGAUUUUUGUGAUGACUUGAUCACUUCAAGAUUUAAGAGUUUUUUAGCCGCCAUGUUUGAGCAUGCCAAACAAGGAAUUUUACAUUUAGGUGACUAACAACACUCAGGACAUGUGAAAAAUGGCCAAAAAAAUAAAUUUCACUUUUAUACACUGCGGUAUCUUGAAGAAAAACAACAACAACAAAGAUACUAUUUUGAAACACUACUAUGGCUGCUGCUUAUUCUGGCUGUGUUGCUUGUGACUACGGGUGUAAAUCGCGGGUUUUGUCACGAUACGAUAUUAUAUCGAUACAAAAACGCACAAUACGAUAUUUGCCGAUAUCUUAAAGCCUGCUGUGAUUCAUUCAUGGUACAUCACGAUAUAGUGCUCUACGAUCGAUAUAGAACAAUAUCCUGAUUUAUAACAAUUCAUACGCAAAAUCAACAAGGUACUGCAAACUCUUUAUUUAGGAAAUUACAAAGUGCUUCCAAACGAAUGACUUGAAGCCCAAAGUGGAGCGAAUUUCCUCGUCUUCUUGGACACUAGCCAUAGCAUCAGCCCAGGAGCCGCGUAGUUGUCGGCUCCCCUUUCACAUGCCUGCUCUGCUCACAACACAACACGCCGCGCACUGCUCCCGGAAAGAGGAAGCAAGCAACAAUGAACUGGAUUUCAAAAUAAAGUCGCGUCUAAUGUCCAAGGUCAAAAACGGACGAUAUAGAUCGAUGUUUACGUUUAGCAUCGAUGCCAACAAAUCGUAGAGCGAUUAAUCGAUGUGUAUCGAUGAAUCGUUACACCCCUACUUGUGACUAUUAUGAGCUUUAGUAGGAAUGCACGCUAGGUGACCUGCGUCAAAGGGCUCUCAACCCUUUCUCUUACUCUGCCAUGUGACUCAAAGAUUACACAAAGCAGUGGCGCUGUUUGGACCAUCUGCAUUGUAUUAAAACCCAAUCAAUCAGGAUUUAAAUUAAAUUCUGACAUUUUGCUCAUCAAAAACAAGUUGUAAUGAACGUGAACUUUUAAUGCAUUUUAUUCAGAAGGUUACUUUGAACCCCGAGGCUUAAAUGGCGGCGCGGGGUAUUUAUGGAUUUUUACGGCCUCCAGGUGGCGCUCUUGCGGGAAGCAAGUCGCUCGUGCUUCUUAUUCUUCUUCUUAUUAUUAUUAUUUCUUCUUCGUUUGUCAGCGAGACAGACGAAGAAGAAAUAAUAAGAAAUAAUGCGCCGAAGAAGACGUGCUAGUUUGUGUUUUGAACAUUUCGCGCAUCACGCACACACCCUCAUGGAAAACAAACGAAGAAAUGCAUUUGAUGAAGCUUUUAAGUUAAAAGCAAUCGAUUUGGCUGUCAAAUAGGUAAAUAGAGCUUUAAUGGCGGCGCGGCGUAUUUAUGGAUUUUUACGGCCUCCGGGGCGCUCUAGCAGGAAGCAAGAGCGAGACAGACGAAGAAGAGAUAAUGCGCCGAAGAAGACGUGCUAGUUUGUCAACACGGUUGCGUCACCCUUUUCUUUAUUUCGUGGUCCCGUCGACUCUGGAGCAAAACGUGUCGCUCGCUAGUUUAAUGUAAUUUAGCGCUUCGUGCAUGAAUAAAAUUACCAUGAACAGACCCUCAUCACACUCAAAGAAAUGCAUAAAAGCGACGACGAAAGAAAGACUGAGAAAGUGUGAGGCGAAGGAUAUCUAACGCUAUUCCAAUCGGACGCUGAAGAGGAAGGCUUCGAUGGUUUCACUAUUGCACAGGAGGAAGAUGAAGACGAUGAAGCUCUUUUUUUUACAUUUACUGGUAUGUUUUUUAACGAGCCCUGUUGGUGCUGUACUACCGUGUUGCUGCUGUGUUACCGCCGCGUCUCAGUGACUUUUACCGGGUAUGUUUUUUUGUAAUCCAGCCCUAUUAGUCUUGUGUUACUUCCGUGUUGCUGCGGUAUUACUGCCGCGGCACGGGCAGUGUUUGGAAAGAAAUGUUAAGGUAUGUUAUUAAAACUUUAAAAAAGCUUUCUGUGUCCAGUCUUUCUUUAAUAACUCGCGUUGGAAAGAAAUGUUAAGUUAUGUUAUUAAAACUUUAAAAAAGCAUUCUGUGUCCAGUCUUUCUUUGUUAAUAACUCGCGUGCACACUUCCGUGUUGCUGCGGUACUACUGCUGCGUCACAGGCAGUGUUUAGAAAGACAUGUUAAAGUAUGUUAUUAAAACUUUAAAAAGUCUUUCUGUGAACGAUCUUUCUUUGUAAAAAAAACGCGUGUGCACGUGCGGCUUAUAGUCCGGUGCGUCUUAUAUAAGAAAAAAACUAAAAUAUCCCCCGAUUUUAGCUAAUGCGGCUUAUAGUCCGGUGCAGCUAAUAGUCCGGAAUUUACGGUAUAUAUUUUUUGUCCUUAUUCAGUCGCUAACAAAAAUUACAUGUAUUGCAUAAUGUAAUUUGUAUUCACUAGCAUGAUGAAUUCCCCAAACCUGCCCACAAGGCAAGACACAAGUGCACAAAAUGUAACAAUUAAAGUACAGGGGAUCCUCUGUUUACAACGUUGCUCCGUUUCUACGCGGCGAUGUAAACCGAAUUAAGGUAUAAGUCGGAACAGUAAUAAAAUGAAAUGGUACAUUAAUAAAAAGAGAAGACAAUUCCUUACCUUUAUUCCUGUGGUUGACUUGCACACUGGAAGGGGCGUUGCAAGAGCAAUACGACACAAAAGUCCAAAAUGGUGUACAAUAAUCCCUCGCUACUUUGCGGUUUGUUUAUCGCGGUUUCACAACAUCGCAGAUUUUUUUUUCCAAAUUAAAAACAAAUUACGGCAUUUAAUAAACUGGAAUUUGAAAUUUCUGGAGAAAUUGUGUGUGAAGGUGAAGAAAUACAUACAAUACUUGGGGAAUGCUGCAGAAUGAUGUUUAAAGUAGGAACGGGUUGAAUCGGUCAAAUGUAGGAAUUAGAAGGGAAAAACAGAAUUUUGACAAAUUUGAUGUGAAUUUGUGGGAAGUGGGAAGUGGGAAGUUGUGGAAUAGGUAGGCAUGAGAUAAUAAAAGUUGGAUCGGUUUGAAUCGGUUGAAAAAUUGAGAAAUUGGAAGAGAAGAACAAAAUCUGCAGCACUUCCGGUUUGUUUGGGGACACUUCCGGUUGAAUUAAGGUAACUUCCGGUUUGUUUGGGGCACUUCCGGUUUGUUUGGGGUUCCUUCCGAUUCAAUUGAUGUCAUUUUAGUUUCAAUACAGGUCACUUUCGGUUUAUUUGGGGCACUUCUGGUUCAAUUGAGGUCACUUACAGUUUGUUUGCGGUACUUGGGGCAAUUCCGGUUCACUUCCUGUUAAGAUUUGGGCACUCCCGGUUCACUUCCUGUUCAUGUUGGUGUACUUCUUGUUCUUUUUGGGGCACUUCCCAUUUGUAUUGGGGCAUUUGCGGUUCAGUUUGUAUUCAUUCUGGGGUCACUCCAAGAUGUCCGCCACACUGUGGAAGUGGGGGUGAAGUGGUGAAUUAGGUAAGCAUAGUGGAAGUGGGGGCGGUGGUGAAGGGGGUGAAUAUGGUAAGCAUAAGUUGAACAGUUUAAAGUUGGAACGGAUCGAAUCGGUCAAAUAAUUUAGAAAUUACAAGGGAAAAGUAAAAUUUUGUAAAAUUUUGCGUAAAUUUCAAAAUUGAAAAUGUUUAACUUUUGGUAAGUGGGAAGUUUUGGAGUGGGUAGGCACAAGAUGAAGAGUUUAAAGUUGGAAUGGGUUGAAUCGAUUGAAAGAUGUAGAAAUUAGAAGGCAAAAAGGGAACUGCAAAAUUUUGCACAAACUGUGAAAAUGUCAACAUUUUUAAACGUGGCAAUCAAUCUUGGAAAUAUUGACAAUCCUCUCAAUGUGUUUUGUAUGAGCUGAAUGAUGUGAAUUUCACACAGGAACGAUGUAAAUGUGAAAUGUUGAAUGUGCCAUUAAGAAUAAAUGGGGAACAUUCUGCCGGAAAUUUGCGAAUUUUGAGAAAACGGAAAACUUUUGGAAUCAGAAAAAUGCAAGCACUCCUCACAUGAAUAUUUGGAAUACGUCAAAAGUGGAAUGAAGUACCGUUUUUUUCCAUGCGCAAAAUUUAACUAAUAUAUUGUCUUAAAAUCCGGGGUGCGCAUUAUACAUGGGUACAAUUUAAAAAAAAAAAAUCUUUUUUUUUUUUUUUGAAUUUUUUUUUAUUUUGAAGAAAAUCAUGGUACAACAAUUUUUGGAGAAAAUCUUGUCACAGAUGGAGUGGGGAAAGGAGCAGGGCGACCAAGUGCAGCUUGGACCAGGGUUCAUUGGAGGAACUCAAAACACAGACUUGGUUAACUAACAUAACUCUCUAACAAAACCAACAACAGACUGACCGACAAAGACGUGGAACAAAAAGACAGGGUGACAUUACCAAAGACAGGAACAGAAACCUGUGUUAUUGUCAAAUAUUGUUUGUUUUUUAAUCUCGAUCGCGGACUGGACGUCAUACGGAGGCAGUAUCACUGUGCAUGCGCACUAUGGAUCCGAUGCGAAUAGUCCUCUUCUCUUCUUGACUGACAAUGAAUGUGAUUGUUUAAUACAAUCAGCAAAUAACAAAAUGCGUAUUACAGGUAAUAUUUUAUUUCACAACACUUUGCCUUGUUCCUUUCGUCUCUGCUGUUCACUUCAAACACGCUCCAUACGAACGCAAUGCUCUCGUAUCAGACGCUUGCUCGAUCACCUGCUCGUUUGCUGUCACAAUGUACCCUACACAAAUCCGAAACAUUUGUUGCGGCUCUGAGUCACGACGAGGGGCAAGUUCUGGUUUCCAAGGGUGUUUUUAUUCCUCUUCAACUUCUCUCCCAUACAGAGCCGCCUUUUUCACAUGUCCGCACUUUUCAUUUGAACCUAACUGAUCGCGGUGGUGCCUUUACGGGCGAAAUCAACGCCAACAAAAAAAAUACAUCCAGCCUAGUUAAGACCAUACCAAAGACUAGAAAAAUGGGACCCAUUGCCUCCCUGCUUGGCACUCAGCAUUAAGGGUUGGAAUUGGGGGGUUACAUCACCAAAUGAUUCCCGAGCGCAGCGCCGCUGCUGCUCACUGCUCCCCAGGCGAUGGAUCAAAAUCACACGGGGAUGGGUCAAAUGCAGAGGACAAAUUUCACCACACCCAGAUACGUGUGUGACGAUCAUUGGGACUUAUAAAAACUAAAAUAAAUAAAUAAAUAAAUAAAUAAAUAAAUAAAUAAAUAAAUAAAUAAAUAAAUAAAUAAAUAAAUAAAUAAAUAAAUAAAUAAAUAAAAAUAAAAAAUUCGGGUGCGUAUUAUACAUGGGUACAGGCUUUUUUCCAGCAUUGAAAUGCCAUUUUUAGGGUGCGUAUUAUACAUGGCGGCGCAUUAUACAUGGAAAAAAACGGUAAAUCAGAUGAAUUAUGUGAAAGUACCGUACUGGACCGAAUGUAAGACGACUCUGAUUAUAAGAUGUCCCCUCUUUUUCAAGACUCAAGUUUGAAAAAAUAUUUUUUGACUCAAGUUUGAGAAAAUACUUUUUGAACACCAAAUAUAAUUUCUAUACAGAAAAUAGUUACAGUACAUCUGAAACAAACGAUUACCGUCUUUUUCCGUGCAUAAUGCGCCCCCGUGCAUAAUACGCACCCUAAAAAUGGCAUGUCGAUGCUGUAAAAAAGCCUGUACCCGUGUAUAAUACGCACCCAACUUUUGACUCUUACUUAAGUCCGUAAACGUAAAAUUAUUUCAGAAAAAAAGAUUAUCUUUGGGAACAACCGGAUGUUAUUCUGCCGGUCAGUAACACUGUGCAUUCGGUAGCAAACUCAAUAGCGAAGAAAUGUUUCAGAUUUGUGUAGGGUACAUUGUGACAGCAAACGAGCAGGUGAUCGCGCAAGCGUCUGAUACGAGAGCAUUGUGUUCGUAUGCAACUGCCCUAUUCCAUAAAUUUUCUGCCACUUCAAUGACUUUCUUUUGAAAUGCUAUACUAUAACUUGUUCUCUUAAUCAUCUUGAUGAAACUGCUAAUUAAACUGUGAAUCGAAACUAAUAGGUAGAGAACUGAACUCUCGCUCUUUGUAUAGCUGACGUGUCUUGCGCAUCCGUUCUGCGCAUCGGAUCCAUAGUGCGCAUGCGCAGUGAUACUGCCUCCAUAUGAUAUCCGGUCUGCAAUGGAGAUUAAAAAACAAACAAUAUUUGACAAUAACACACCAAGGAUUGCACCAUUGCAUCAAACGAUGUGUCGUCAAUUAUGAAUUUUACUGACUGUGUUGGGCAGGAUGGCUGAAUGUGAUGCGCGAUUGACAACAAACAAGAAGAAAGGUGUGAUUUCAAGUUUUAUUUCGAGGGAGAUUUUCUUCAAAAAUUGUUGUAUCCAUGCAUAAUGCGCACCCUAGAUUUUUGGACAAUAAAUUAAUUAGAUUUUGCGCAUUAUGCACAGGAAAAGAUGGUAUAACAAUAUAUUCGACAGAAAAAGCAUGUUACUCAUUCAAAUGAUACAAAAAUUGAUAUCACAUCUUAAUAUCUGAACAUUUAAAUACGUAAACUAAAGUGCAAUCACAUUUGUAAAUGAAUGGCUUCUGGUUUUUGAAAUGUAAAUAAACCAAUCUACUGUGAUAAAACAACAAAAUUGCAAUAACUGCAUUAACCAUCAAAGUAAAGUCUAACUGUAACUGUAGUCUUGAAACAAAUCUGAAUAAGGAAAAACAUUGCGUUAAAAUAAUGCAAAUUGCUACUGCUAUUAUUGGGGAGCCUGAGGACUGUAUUGGGGGUUGGUUCGGAUGGUUAUGCUAUUUUCGCCCCCGGGUGUCUGUCAGAACACAGGAGGGAAGACAUGAUUCAAUUUCGAUUGCUUUACUGAAUUAUUGGCAACAAAGUAACAGGCACUGUGGCUUAUAGGGGCAUACAGGCAAACUGGCAAAAGGGUAUUGUGUGAAGCAUGUGAAGGGUGUUGGGAAAAAUAUACUUUUUAUCAUUGGAUUCUAUGUAUCUACUUAUGUGUGCAAGAUCUUCCACAGUAUGUGACAGUCUGACCUCGUGAUAAUGACUUGGGAGCAUAUGGCUGGCUAAGGAGCACAUGACCGGGGUCAUGAAUCCCGUUAUACAAUAAACUCCUUCGUUAGCUAGUCAUGACCAGGUCAUGAGUCUAUUAUGAGAUGGCUAAAGCAGACAAAUGUCUUAUUUAAUCUAAAGUCAUGAGUACGCCACGGAUGUAUGCAUCCCAGGGGCACUAAGACCCUCCUGCUUAACUUUGUUAGUCAUUAGACGACCAUACCGCUCUUUCUAUAAUAGCAUCCCUGUUGUUCUGUGGUCAUGAGAUGUAAUUAUGAGAUGUCCUUCCUGUUUAAGAAACUAUGCAUUCAUGUAGACUCCCCCCAUUGUUGUUCCUCAAUAAAAGGCACGACCAAACUGGAGGAAGAGCGCAAAUCUCAGCCACACUUGCUGUGUGUCUGGUUUGCGCCCUUCUGCAGAAGUCGCUUGCCAUCGAAGACAUCUCCUGCCUCUGUGAGAUUCUUUUCAGGUAAAUGUUGUGAACCCAACAAAGGGUGUGUGUGGUUUGUGGGGGGUGUGGGUGUGGUUCUGCAACAGACAGAAAUACAGUAUGUCAAUGCUCAACUUCUUGUUUAAUGUAUGGUGUUAUCAGAAACAAGGCACACACUCUGGUCUCUAUUCAACCCAACGUGGUUGUAACUUUUAUAUCUGUCUCCUGGUACACUUACGCAAUAUUGCUAGUCUAACCCUGUAACCGGAAGUGCCCACCCUUAAAACGUCCCCCUUCCCUCAACAGUUCUCAGUUGGCCAACAAUAGAUCAUAUUGUUACAUCCUUUCUCUUUUAAAAGUUAUGAAUUCUUGUUGGAAUACUUGUUUUGGCAGAAGCGCUGGUCGGCCUGAACCGGAGGCCUCAUAUGUUUGCUUAAACAAAGAUCUCUGUCUCGCUCCGGGGAGGUCUUAGACUCCCUUCCUCUCUUAUCUGUGAGAGGCCCUCAUUAGUUAUGAACAGAACACCUUUGUUCUUUGUUUAGUUCGGGAGAAGUUCUUUCUCUUAAAAAACCUUGUAGUUUCUAUUCAUAAAUUGUUGUUGACCGGGUUAGUUUUUCUUUGAUAUAAAGUGUUACAGAAAAGACAUACAUGUUGAAGUAGUUGCACAUAAGUUAUCCCAUAUUUACUCAGUGUUUGUUUAAGUAGACUUCAUGCAAGUUAUCUCACAUUUACUUAAUAUUUGUUGGAGUGUUCGGUAAAUCCUGAGGGGGUGGGCUGUGUGUUUACCUCAACAACAACUGGUGUAAAAAUGCUAGAUCUGUCGCCAGCUACUGCUCUUCGGACAUCGAGCUUUUGACUGUUAACUGCAGACCCUUCUACCUGCCCAGGGAGUUUACUGUUAUUAGCAUCACUGCUGUUGUCAAGUGACAUGGUGGUACGAGAUGGUGUAAACUUAGGUAGUGAAUUUGGCCCAGGCACAUUGGCUAUCCCAAAACAUGUAGUAGUUCAAAAUUUCACCAGGAGAUGGUGUUAAAGCUUGACAUAGGCGUGACCUGAUGGAAAUUAACAAAUCUAAUAAGUUAAAUAGUUGGCAAUUGGGAGGACACGACCUGUUCAAACACGUAGCAACGCACAAUUUUGGAAUAUGAAUUAGCUAUGCCAUAAUUUUAAGAUGCAACAGCUUGAGCAAUAUUGAUAUAUGUGUUUAGGUUGGAAGAACCCAUUAUUGUGUUAAGUACUAUUAUGUGUUGAGAUUGAUCUUUAUUAGACAAGAUAUAUGUGAUUCAUGUUGCAAUGUUUUGUCCAACCUGUAUUUAACAUUGGUGUUCCAUCCAUACCUGAAUGCAUUAAGUUGAGAGGGGACUUAGGGGCUAAUACUAAAAGUAAAGAACGAGCAAAACAGGAAACAUCUGUUUCCGGUGAUUGCUGCUUGAAGCAAGGUUGCCAAGACAACCAGUGGUUUCUAGCCGGCCUGGACAGGCAUCAGCUAAGGAACAUUCUCGAAACUUCUAGAAACUUCCAGGAAGGCCACCUGACGUGCGGGAUGAUGUCAUUCCAAUGAGGUAAUACCAGAAGCCUAUAAAUAGGUUGCCCGGACACAGAGCGGGCGCGCUUCUUCCUAGUCAGGGCGAUGGCCGUGACGCUGCCCGGAGUAAAAGAACGAAGAUGGAUUUUGCAUUCUUUUUGAGAUUGAACCAAAAUCUACUAAGAUGAAUUUCCAGAGUCUUCGAAUUGGACUUUGUCGAAUUUUAAGCUUUGAGGAAAGCAGGGGAGAAAGCCACCGGGCAGAAAAGGGGAAGUCGCCACUUUUACUUUCUCCUCAUGGCCAGACCUUUCCUCUUUUUUAAACAGAAUUCGGAUUUUGGAACAAAGGAGAGCCGAUCACUCGACUUGUUCAACCAAAUAGGAUUUUAGACCUUUAGUCCCCUCUCUUGUUCUGUCUAGGGAGCAACCGUGAGCAGAGUGGCAGAGGUCCCAGGUGCGGCUCAUCAGGCUUGUUAGAGGAGGGCUCUUAAGGAGCACGCUGCCAACCGCUCGCCGCCUGAGUGUCCUACCUGUUGUGAUCAUCUCCACAGUUGUGCCUCUAGCUGCUCGAUACCCUCUUGCUCAUUGACGCCACGUUCUCCUGAUCCUUCGGUCUGCAAUUCCCUCCACGGCUCACCGCCAAGAUCCACCCCGUCUGGCUGAACUCCACACGCUUCGCCGUUGCCACUCCCGCUCCUUGCUCCUGGCUCAGAUCCUCCCGCUCAGCCUCCACCGCAUCUCCUCUAAUAAACACUCAUCACUCAUUCUGAA